CCAAACGUGAAUCAAUGGUAAUGCGGCGUGCAUUGCUCAGCACAUUGCAAUCUUUCUCCUUUGAAAAGGCGGCCGUGCUCAAUGUGGCAGCGAAACUCAAUGUCUCGAUACGCCACUUCCAUGGACACGUGAGAAAGGUGAAGUUGGCAAACACCACUGCAGGUGGACAUUUUACAAUGCCUUCGAGACGUGGUGCAUUGAGCAGCUGUGGAGAAGAUGACAAUGCCAUCACAGUGUGGACAACCGAAGAUGCUCCAGACAAAGCCCAGAAAAUAGUGGCAGCAAGCAAUGCUGAUGUGCCAGAUGCAGAGGUUGUGGUGGAGGCGAUCCAUAGCUACUACUGGUGGGAUGGCAAGGUGCACUUCGACCCUGAGUGGCGGGUGGCUGUUACUACCGUUGCACCAUUUGAGACGGUGAAGGAUGCCAUCGGGAAGGUUCACAGCUACGAUCUUCCGAUGAUGAUUUACAACUUGGCUGAUGUGCCCGAUCAACAUAUGUACUGGAAGGGCAUUGUUCAACUUUCUACACAUGAUGCAACUGAGCUUGCGGGGAAGCUCGUGGAGCAACGAGUUGUGGCAUGUGCGCAGACGACCUCCACGGGGCUUUUGGCUGUGAAGACAGUGGAUUUGGCAUCGCGGAUUUGGCACGGUUUUCUCGGGUCUCAGACCCACAUCGUUCACGAGUUGUUUGUCUGUACUCGCAAGGGAAAGACUCCACAGCUAGAACGUUUAUCCGGUCCACAGUGUGCCAGUCUAAGGUUGGAUUGGAGAACAUGUUUGAAUGAAGAGCUAGAUUGCAGAGCCUGCCUAGCCAUUCUGGUCCUUUGCGUCCUGAAGUACAAGGCUUUGGUGGACGCAAGCUCCAAUGCAGCAGUGGCAUGGGCAGCGAUUGGCGGAAACGAGGGCUAUUUGAAAUGGCUUGAAGACGAGUGUAUUGGAGUCAAGUAGGCUUGUUGGCACUUAUCAAAAUCUUGGUGCCAGAGUUCUCUCCGGUGCAAAACUUGCACAGAGGCUGUAGCACUGCCAGGGCAAAGAAUUGUGCAGGAUUUGCUGCAUGCUACCUGGUACGUGGUGCCCAUGCUUCGACUGAAGAAGGGCUUGUGCUCAACACACUUUCGGUUGACCGUGUUCCGCAUAAUAAUCCAAACUGCAUAGGCUGGCAUGGCACAGUCCGCAUCUUGAGUUUGACCAGCUUUUGGAAGAACUUCUGUCCAAGCACAUGUGUGGA
Molecule: messenger RNA, 1227 nt
Organism: Durusdinium trenchii
Lineage: Eukaryota; Dinophyceae; Suessiales; Symbiodiniaceae
Source: the annotation of a GenBank genome assembly